Messenger RNA from Nycticebus coucang (slow loris), 1580 nucleotides. RefSeq lists its product as uncharacterized. Lineage: Eukaryota; Metazoa; Chordata; Mammalia; Primates; Lorisidae. The record is from RefSeq and is a predicted model, not a curated record. The coding region runs from base 95 to 1255 and encodes 386 amino acids. The transcript is spliced from 2 exons.
CUCCAUGGGCCUCAGGCACUUCUGAGGUGAAGAUCGUCUGUGAAGGCUGAGCAUUUCCUGAGAAAGGCUCUUUCAUACCAGCACAGUAAUAACAAUGGUGAUGGAGAUGGUGCUGGUGGUGAUUAUAAAGCUGAUGGUGAAGGAGAUGGUGGUGGUGAUGAUGCUGGCGAUGAUUAUAGAGCUGAUGGUGAUGGUGAAGGAGAUGGUGGUGGUGAUGCUGGUGAUGAUUAUAGAGCUGAUUGUUAUGGUGAAGGAGAUGGCGUUGGUGAUGAUGCUGGUGAUGAUUAUAGAGCUGUUGGUGAUGAUGAUGGUGAAGGAGAUGGUGGUGGUGAUGAUCCUGGUGAUGAUUAUAGAGCUGAUGGUGAUGAUGAUGGUGAAGGUGAUGGUGUUGAUGAUGAUGAUGGUGAUGAUUAUAGAGCUGAUGGUGAAGGAGAUGGUGGUGGUGAUGAUGCUGGUGAUGAUUAUAGAGCUGAUGGUGAUGGUGAUGGUGAAGGAGAUGGUGGUGGUGAUGCUGGUGAUGAUUAUAGAGCUGAUGGUGAUGGUGAAGGAGAUGGUGGUGGUAGUGAUCCUGGUGGUGAUUAUAGAGCUGAUGGUGGUGGUGAUGAUGCUGGUGAUGAUUAUAGAGCUGAUGGUGAGGAUGAUGGUGAAGGAGAUGGUCGUGGUGGUGAUGAUGGUGGUGAUUAUAGAGCUGAUGGUGAUGGAGAUGGUGAAGGAGAUGGUGGUGGUGAUGAUGCUGGUGAUGAUUAUAGAGCUGAUGGUGAUGGUGAAGGAGAUGGUGGUGGUGAUGUUGCUGGUGGUGAUUAUACAGCUGAUGCUGAUGGUGAUGGAGAUGGUGAAGGAGAUGGUGGUGGUGAUGAUGCUGGUGAUGAUUAUAGAGCUGAUGGUGAUGGAGAUGGUGAAGGAGAUGGUGGUGGUGAUGAUGCUGGUGAUGAUUAUAGAGCUGAUGGAGAUGGUGAAGGAGAUGGCGGUGGUGAUGAUGCUGGUGAUGAUUAUAGAGCUGAUGGUGAUGGUGAAGGAGAUGGUGGUGGUGAUGAUGCUGGUGAUGAUUAUAGAGCUGAUGGUGAUGAGGAUGGUGAAGGAGAUGGUGGUGGUGGUGAUGCUGGUGAUGAUAAUAGAGCUGAUGGUGAUGAUGGUAGCAAGAGCUGCCACUCUGAGUGCCUAUUCUGUGUCAGGCACCUUCAUCCCCACCAGAACGCCUAGCAGAGCCCCUGAAUGUCUGACUCUGCAUCCCAUGGUCAUGCUCUUAUUCCACUAAAUUCACAUUCUUCAACCAGCCUGAAACAUCUAAUGGCCACUGCCCCUGACUCACUUAUUUUGUUUCUUGGCAUGCAGUAAGCGGUUGAUAAAUGUUUAUAAAUAGAGGGGUCUGGGACACGUGGAAGUGCAGGGGAUGCUCCCAGUACCUGCGUGGCUUUGCUGAGGGGCUCGGAGGGGAGCUUUUUCCCUGGACAGAGUGGAGCAGCCCUUUCCCCUGCCCCCACACAUCAAGAGAGCUGCCGACCAGAGAGUAGAUACAGUGAGAGAACUUUGGGGGCUGUGACCUGAGUGCUUUCUGAGCUAGUGAGUGCAGUAGUGUCCUC